This is a messenger RNA of Sinocyclocheilus anshuiensis, 3149 nucleotides long. RefSeq names its product spondin-1-like. Gene Ontology annotation, cellular component: extracellular matrix. Gene Ontology annotation, biological process: cell adhesion. Bases 476 to 2887 code for a protein of 803 amino acids. The transcript has 16 exons. The record is from RefSeq and is a predicted model, not a curated record. Lineage: Eukaryota; Metazoa; Chordata; Actinopteri; Cypriniformes; Cyprinidae.
CCUGUGAUUCUUUUCUCCCGCUGCUGCAGCUUACGGCUGUUCAAACAUUCGCGAUCUGUCUUUCUCCUCAGAGCGUCUCACCAAGAAUGUCAGGCGUCUAUGUCUAGGUUUUGUUUAAAGUCUGAAUCUAUUCUCUUUAAGUCUGAGCUCGGUUAUCAAGGAGACCAAGUAGGCAUUUCUCAGUGUGAAUAUCCUUUGAGUAAAGUCAACAUCUGAGUCUUCUGUCUCCGCGCUCGCCUUCAAUCAAUCUCGCGCUCCGGGCACGGGACUAUCAGUGGUCCGCAAUCUCCACAUCUCCUCAGUGGGAAUGGAUACGGCGUCUUUGCUCUCUUUUAAUCGUGAAUGGACCCCAAAAUAGACAAGUUUGGUCGAUUAAUGCUUCUGUUUGUUUUGACCGUCUUUUCCAGUUCUUUGACUGCGUUUUCUUGCUGGUACUAGACCCUAAACUUGUGUUUGGACAGGCAAAGAAAGGGAAAUGAUGGCCAAAGACGGACUGGUUGUGCUGUUAGUUUUGUUGAAUGUGCUUUUUAUCCAUACGGAUGCGUUCAGAAGAGAUACCGCGGAGAGACAGUCGAGAUCCGAGGGGGGGUUCUGCCGGAUCCUGCGGACGCAGACGCGGGGCACUCGGAGAGACGGAGAGAACGAGUUUCGCAUCAGAGUUGAAGGAGACCCAGAAACUUACCAACCCGGGAACACUUACAGAGUGAGUUUGUAUGCCUCCAGCCCAUCUUACUUUCGUGGCUUUACCCUCAUUGCUCUGAAGGAAGGAAGGGAGGGCGUCACUCCUGAUGAUUACGCUGGCACUUUCAAGCUUAUUGAUGAAAGUGACACGCAGUUUAUGACUAACUGCCCCCCGGCCGUCUCAGAGAGCAUUCCCAGAAGACGCACAAGGAUACAGGUGUUCUGGACAGCGCCACCUUCUGGCAGUGGUUGUGUCACUCUCAAGGCCAGUGUUGUACAGCGAAGAAUAAUUUUCUUCCAAGAUGAGGGCUCACUUACCAAAAGACUCUGCGAGAAAGAUCCAGUUGCGAUGACUGAAAAACCCAUGCAAGAGUGCUGUGCUUGUGGAACAGCCAAGUAUAGAGUCACUUUCUAUGGAAACUGGUCUGAGAAGGUGCAUCCCAAAGACUACCCAAGACGUGCUAAUCAUUGGUCGGCUCUCAUUGGCGCAUCUCACUCGAGAAGCUAUAUGUUAUGGGAGUAUGGAGGUUUCGCCAGUGAAGGAGUCAAGCAGGUGGCUGAGUAUGGAUCACCCGUCAAAAUGGAGGAGGAGAUUCGACAAAAGGGUGAUGAUGUUAUGACAGUUAUCAAAACCAAAGCCCAGUGGCCCGCCUGGCAGCCCCUUAAUGUGCGUUCCUCCCCCUCGGCGGAGUUCUCGGUGGAUCGAGCCCGUCAUCUCAUGUCUUUCCUGACUAUGUUGGGCCCCAGUCCGGACUGGAACGUGGGAUUGUCUGGGGAGGACCUGUGCACCAGGGAUUGCGGCUGGGUCCAGAGACUGGUGAAGGAUCUGGUGCCGUGGGAUGCCGGUACUGACAGCGGGGUCACUUAUGAGUCUCCCAAUAAACCCAGCAAUCCCCAGGAGCGGAUUCGACCCCUCACCAGUUUGGAUCACCCACAGAGCCCCUUUUAUGACCCUUCCGGUGGCCCCAUCACACCCCUUGCCCGAGUGGUAGUGGAGAGAAUCGCAAGAAAGGGAGAGCAGUGCAAUACCGUGCCCGACACCAUAGACGAUAUCGUUGCUGAUAUUGCUCAGGAGGAGAAGGAGGAAGCAGACAACACUCCAGAGACGUGCAUCUACUCAAACUGGUCUCCGUGGUCAGCCUGUAGCUCCUCCACCUGUGAUAAGGGUCGACGGAUGAGGCAGAGGAUGCUAAAAGCGCAGCUGGACCCCAGCAUGCCCUGCCUGCAUACCCAAGACUUUGAGCCCUGCAUGGGGCCGGGCUGCAGCGAGGAGGAGGUGUCCACCUGUAUGAUGUCAGAGUGGAUCAGCUGGUCUCCGUGCAGCGCCUCGUGUGGAAUGGGCAUGAGGUCCAGAGAGAGAUAUGUCAAGCAGUUCCCAGAGGACGGCUCCAGCUGCACGCUGCCAACCGAGGAGACAGAGAAGUGUGUGGUCAAUGAGGACUGUUCACCCAGUAGCUGUGUGGUGACCGAGUGGGCUGAGUGGGAGCCCUGCAGCGUGAGCUGUGGAGUGGGGAUGAGGAAGAGAGAGCGCAUGAUGAAGAUGGAGGCCUCAGAUGGCUCGCCCUGUCGAGCGCAGCUGGUGGAGGCAGAGAAGUGCAUGAUGCCUGAGUGCAACGAGGUGGUGUGUAUGCUGUCUCCGUGGUCAGACUGGGGAGAGUGCAGUGUGUCUUGCGGGGUGGGCAUGCGUUCCCGUCAGCGCAUGCUGAAGACGCCUGUAGAGCCCAGCCUGUGUUCAGAUGAACUCGAGCAGGUUGAAAAGUGCAUGCUUCCUGAAUGCCCCACGGACUGCAUGCUGUCGGAGUGGUCGGAAUGGUCCGAGUGUAAUAAGUCUUGUGGGAAGGGUCACAUGAUCCGGUCACGGAUGGUCAAGCUAGAGCCUCAGUUUGGAGGCAUGCCCUGUCCCGAGACGGUCCAGAGGAAGAAAUGCAAGAUCCGCAAGUGCAUGAGAGGUUCCCGUGCCAGCGACAAGAAGAAGAGACAGGAAGCUUCAGACAGGAGGAGAGCAAAACUGAGCAGGGAGUCUGUGGCAGAGGAGAGCUCAGCCUGUCCGAUACGCCCAUGGUCCAGCUGGACGGAGUGUACCAAGCCGUGCAGCGGGGGGAUCCAAGAGCGUGUGAUGGAAGUAAAGAGGAAAGGCAAAUCUUCACAGCCCAACCACUGCAAAAACAAGAAGGAGAUCCACGCGUGCAACGUGCACCCGUGCUAAAAGUGACUCUCUAUCACUGUAAUACAAUCACACACCCCCCAAAACACACUGGCUCAGCCCUUAAAAAGGCUGAUUAUGGCAGAAACAGCGUAGUUUUAACCCAAGGUUUCCGGAAGCGGGACCGGCGAGGGGUGUGUGUGUGUUCCAGCUUGUAGGGUUUUAGAGUAACACACACAUGGACCAGGCCUGUUAUCCGUGAUUAGUUUUAGAUGCCUUCUUAGCGGGCGUAUAUACUGUAUCAAUGUAUAACCGACACUUUUCA